Messenger RNA from Priapulus caudatus, 1726 nucleotides. Its product is annotated as clarin-3-like. The transcript is spliced from 4 exons. Bases 270 to 1001 code for a protein of 243 amino acids. The record is from RefSeq and is a predicted model, not a curated record. Lineage: Eukaryota; Metazoa; Priapulida; Priapulimorpha; Priapulimorphida; Priapulidae.
GCACCGAGGUGUAUAAAACUUGGUAAACUUCACAAACUUUCUAACGUUGGAUACGAAAAUACGGAUUUUUUUGCGGUAAAAUACGAAUGUGGUUAUCCAUUGCUUAAAUGAAUACAUAACCGAGUGAAUACCAAGGUUUACAAAGAAACGAAAGAAGUUAGUAUAGUGGAAACGUGAAAGCUGCUACUUAGGCACGACUCACAACCGACUCCACCUGUUACUCCAAGUCCAACUUGCGGAAAAGCUCCCGCCCAACAUUCGAUUUGGAAAUGAAAUCGAAAACCAAGAAACAGCGAGGGAUAUAUUUCCUAACGUUUAUCGUGUGCGUGGCGUGUAUGUCAUUGCUGGGCGCAGCGCUCGGAACCGAUUACUGGGUGGUCUCGAAUCCCCGACGCGAGGUGGAACAGGUGGGCGUAGUGGAGGUGAAUGAUAUGGACACAAGUUACGGAGAAAGGUUUCGAGGAACACUACACCUGGGACUGUUCAGCGGUCACAAAGUCUUCGACAGUGGAUUUGGGACGGCUGGACGAGCGCAGGAUUUGAAUGUGGUGAGGCUGUACGUCGACACUGGGUUAUUCAACUAUAGUCUGUGGAUUACAACUGUGAUUUUUGCGUGCAUCGCCGUACUAUGGGGGCUGGUCGCAGCAAUAUUCGCUCUCAUAAACGCCACAUCAAACCCCAUAGAGACAAUAACAGGGCCGAUGGGUCUAUAUCUUUGGAAUGGAAUUGCGUGUCUGGUGUCGUUACUGUCGGUAAUCAUGUUCAUAGCUCUCUUCUACAAGGACAUCAACAAGAGCGCGUUGACUAUAGCUGAUCGACAAAACCUGUGGACGUCCAAGGACCUUACGCAUGUUGGGGUGUCGUUCUGGAUGAUUGUCGCGGCAACCAUCGGCUUUGCGGUCAACGUGUGCCUGGUCGCGGUGAGCGGGAUCCAGGUGAAGCCCAUGAGUCAGACGACGGCGGUCAACGAGAAGAGCAUGGACACGGUCAUCAUGUACUGAUCGUCAGCGGUCAGCGUGCGGCCGUCCCGCCGGCGAUCCGCAAGUAUCCGCGACAGGCUGGUGCUGUGGCAAGGUGGUGCGUGGCAAGGUGGUGUAUAGCGUGCUGGUAUAUGGCAAGUUGGUGUGUAGCGUGCUGCUGUAUGGCUAGCUGAUUGUCGUGGCGUAUGGCAAGCUGAUAUAUAGCAAGCUGUCUGUGGCAGGCUGAUAUGUGGCAAGUCAUGUAUUGCAAGCUUGUGUGGCAAGCUGGUCUAUGGCAGGCUGAUACAUGGCAAGCUCAUGUAUGGCCAGCUCAUGUAUGGCCAGCUCACGUAUGGCAAGCUGAUACAUGGCAAAUCAUGUAUGGCAAGCUCAUGUAUGGCAAGAUGGUCUAUAACAGGCUGGUAUAUGACAAGCUGGUCUGGCAAGCUGAUAUAAGGCAGAUGAUCUAUGGCAAGGCUGUUUGACAGAUUUCACUGCUUCCAUAGUUUUCUCAGCAUCAGUGAAAGUAGUCAUUGUCACAUUCCUGUGUUGCGUCGACCUUAGCAGCAGGUAUUGGUUGUAGUACAGCCAGUGCGGAGGGAAUUCUGAGCAAUUUCACUGCCAAUGUCAUGUUUAAUGUUCCUCCUUUAGUCCAUAAUAGGCUAAAUUCAUAGAAAUUUGUUCUGUUUGCGUAUUAUAGAUAGAUAGAUAGAUAAUAGGUUUAUUGCAAAACUAGUGUUAACAACGUUACAAUUAAAAUAAAGUUU